Molecule: messenger RNA, 1773 nt
Organism: Polychytrium aggregatum
Lineage: Eukaryota; Fungi; Chytridiomycota; Chytridiomycetes; Polychytriales
Exons: 3
Coding region: 1-1773 (590 amino acids)
Source: RefSeq, a predicted model, not a curated record
AUGACCACAGUCAUCCCAAUCAACCCGAAUGCCCCCGAGUACUACAUCAUCGUAACCAGCCAAUACAAUGUGCCAGCCUGCAUCGGCCCCUCUGAUUUGAACAAUAAUCCCGUCUCGAAGCUGAGGCAGAAAGUCGAUGUGACAAACCGAUGCAAGUGCUCCAACAUCGAUAACUCGGGCGUGACAUGCUUGUACUCAGCUCGAUCACCUUCGGACAAUACGCUCCAUCAGUACACUUGCUUAAACGACACGAGCUGUCGCAAUUCAUGCAUCAUGAGCGCCACCUACAUCCUCGAUAAUAACAAUCCCUGCAACAUCCAAGGCUAUCGGCUCCUGAACACAACGAACCCACUGGAUCCGAGCGUGCUUGAUCGCAGCUUCAUUACGUCGUCGUUCGCCUACAGCGCCCAGAGCCUCGGCGGUUCCUGCGACAACAUCGUUUCCGUCGUCUGGGUGCCCGUCUAUCUCAAGUGCACCAGCAUCGGUAACGGCCUCUACGUUAUAUCUCAGAGACCCACACCUAAUUCGACCGUUUCGACUUAUGCCUGCUCUGAUCCGGGCUGCAACACCUGUGUUCCUGGAUACGGACUGACACUCGAUCAAAGCUGCACCCCGUCCCCUUCCGGCCCGCCCUGGAACAUAACCACGAGCACGAACGGCCCGGUGCUGAGCGACUCCAGCAUCACGAUUCCGACUGCCUUUCCCAACCAGACCGCACCGUCGAGCUCCGGGCCGGUGGCCUCGCCCAGUGCAACGGCACAGACCACACCCGUCCCGACGGUAGACACAAAUUCAAACAGUAUCAUCGUUGCUGUUGUUUGCAGCAUCAUCGGAGCCAUCACCGGUGUCGCGGCGGCAUUCUUCUGGCUUCGGUACAAACAGGGCAAGAAGACGCCUGCUUUGGAGGCAGGCUCAGCACAGCCACCCACCCACAGACCAACACACCAUGAUCUUUUGGACCCUGGUCAAGGCCGAGACCGAUCCUCUGGCACCCUGGUCGUCUCCGAUACCUCAUCGCCCCAGCCGGAGAGUCCCUCAUCGUCGUCGCCACGGGGCUCGUAUGUCCCUGGCAUGGCGCUGGAACAGGCAUCGCAGCCUCGACUGGCGUUCCCACCACGAUACUCCACGACCGAGGUGCCUCGUGCUCUCCCAUCAACCCAGCGCAAUUCGCUGGCCUCCUUUGCGGACAAUGUCAAAGUGGCCCUGCGUCGCUCCUACGCCUCGGCGACGACCACCUCGGAGCUCCCAAGCUACAACGAACUGUAUUCGCAGCAACCCGAAUCCUCUGCUGCAGCCCAUCAUGAGGUUCCUGCCACUGACAUAUCGCCCGUUUCGGUGCAAGUUGCCGUCUCGGAAAUGGCUCCAGACUCUGCCGUCGUUCAUGCCGAGUACGAUGCCACUCCGGUCGAAGCGAUUCAGGUGACAUCUGCGUCAUCUGUGUCAGCGGCUGCCGAUAGCGACAUCAAGCUGCCGAUCCGCGCAGGCCCGGAGCAGCCCUAUGGCGAUGAAAAGGCUGCUCUUGCCACUGCCACCGCUGCCGAUCGGUCGAUCGAUCCAAUUGAGCUCUAUGGCAUUCCAGGGCUGCUUGAUAUCGUCGACAGCCCAACCGUGCUCGACCAAAAGUUGGCCGGCGAGGAAAGCACUUCAAUUCUAUUUCCAGUCUAUCGCUAUGGCACCGAGAAGAGCUUGGCCAAGAGCCUCACCGAAUCCCUCAGUCUGAAACAAAAAUCCUCCAUCAAGUCGACCAAGAGCACCAAUACGCGAUACGCCUAA